AUGAAUAUAGAUAAUUUACAAUUUAUUAGUGAAGAUAGAAUAUUUAUGAAUGAACCAGUACUAGUUAGUGUUCAAAUACCAGAAAAUCUACAAAUAAUCAAUGGAAAGAAUAUUGAAAAGAAAGAUAUUAAUAAAUUUAUUAUUCCAUCUUCAAUUACUAAAUUAGGAAAUGCAUGUUUUAAUGGAUGUUCAUCAUUAAAAUCAAUUAAUAUUCCAUCAUCAAUAAGUAAAAUAGGACAUGGAUGUUUUGAUAGAUGUUCAUCAUUAACAUCAUUUAAUAUACCAUCUUCAAUUACAUCAUUUGGACGUGGAUGUUUUGAAGAAUGUGGAUGUGAAGAUGAAUUAAUGAAAAAUAAAACAAUACCAAGUUAUUGUUUUGAAUCUGAUGAAAGCUGGUCUGAUUAA
Messenger RNA from Entamoeba dispar SAW760, 405 nucleotides. RefSeq lists its product as uncharacterized. NCBI's taxonomy places the organism in Eukaryota, Evosea, Mastigamoebida, Endamoebidae. The record is from RefSeq and is a predicted model, not a curated record. Bases 1 to 405 code for a protein of 134 amino acids. The transcript has a single exon.